Messenger RNA from Mangifera indica (mango), 2532 nucleotides. Its product is annotated as transcription factor DIVARICATA-like. The record is from RefSeq and is a predicted model, not a curated record. Bases 949 to 1869 code for a protein of 306 amino acids. NCBI's taxonomy places the organism in Eukaryota, Viridiplantae, Streptophyta, Magnoliopsida, Sapindales, Anacardiaceae. Gene Ontology annotation, molecular function: DNA binding. The transcript has 2 exons.
CAAGCUUUUAGAAUUUUCAGAUUAGUCCUUGUGAGCUGAUACUUACCAUUUUUGUUUUUGUUUUUUUUUAUAACUGUGUCGGUAUUGAUUAAAGGAGUAAAAUUGGAGAUAUCAUAAUUAGACUUAUAAUUACUGUAACUCAAAGUUUUACAAAUUUGACAAAAGUUUAAAUCCAAUUCUUUGUUUCAAAAGUUUUACUGUCCCGUCAAUUUUGUUAACUUUGAACAAUUUUUUCUUCUUUUCUUCUCUUUGUUGCUCCAACCUCAAGGAAAAGGAAGAGAGAAGAGUUCUUUACCAGCUUUUCUCAUUGACUUCAGAGUUUCCCCAACUGGGUUUUUCUCCAUUUCAGCUUUUAGUUUUUGUUUCCCGCUUAAAUUUCAGUUUCUUUCUCUGCUUCUAAGCUUCUUAUCGCCACUUUGAUUGAUGGGUUGUUAUUAUUAACUUUAGUUUUUGGAUUUUCUAUUUCAUUUUUUGUAUUGUUUCUGGGUUUUUUGCGUGUUUGUUUAUUGGGUGAAAAGGAGUUCACUGUUUCAGAUCUUAGUAGAGAGGUAUUAGGAUUCUGUAUCAAUGGUCAAUUAGAGUUAAUUAUUUGUGUUCUUAAAAAUAAAAGAAAUUAUGAGAUUUAAUUUUUAUUUAUUUGAAAGUUGUGUCUUUUCAAGAUUCCUUGUGGAGUAAGCCCCUAUAAAUGAAAAAGCUAUUCUGAUUCUUUGCAAAUGCUUUAUGAUUUAACACUGAUAUUUUCAUUGUGAUACCUCCACCUCCACUUCUCCUUUUUACAUUUCCUCUCAUCAGCUUCUCUGCAUCUUGCUCUGCUUUUCCUCUGUUUCCGAAAGCUUCAAUUUUGAAUUAAAAAACCACUAUAAAACAAUCGAAAACUUAUCAUAUCAUAUCCAAUUCAGUAUUACCAUGUUGCAUUAAUUUUGAGUUUUUGCCAGUAGCUUUGCUGUGAUGAAGUGGGAAACAGAAGUAAUCUCCCCUUCAACAUAUCUUUCAAGCAACAAUCGGGCUCUUGAAGAUAGCAAGACCACAAAAUGGACAGCCCAAGAGAACAAAAUAUUUGAGAAUGCUUUAGCAAUAUAUGAUAAGGAUACUCCUGAUCGAUGGCACAAAGUUGCGGCGAUGAUCCCCGGGAAGACAGUAGUAGAUGUAAUUAAGCAGUAUAAAGAAUUGGAAGAUGAUGUGAGCAAUAUAGAAGCAGGGCUGAUUCCAAUUCCAGGGUAUAAUAAUACUACUAACUCUCAAUUCACAUUGGAGUGGGUUAACAAUCAUAAUAGCUAUGAUGGGUUCAAACAAUCAUAUGGAAUUGGUGGAAAGAGGUCCUCUUCUGUUCGCCCUGCCGAGCAAGAAAGGAAGAAAGGAGUUCCAUGGACUGAAGAGGAGCAUAAGCUGUUUCUCUUGGGAUUGAAAAAGCAUGGCAAAGGAGAUUGGCGAAACAUCUCUCGCAAUUUUGUUACCAGUAGAACACCGACCCAGGUGGCUAGUCAUGCUCAAAAGUACUUUAUCCGGCAGCUCUCCGGGGGAAAAGAUAAGAGGAGAGCUAGCAUUCACGACAUAACAACCGUAAACCUCAAUGACACAAGAACUCCUCUGGACAAUCAAAGCCCUCCUUCACCGGAUCAGUCUGCAGGACUUUCUCAGCAACCCGGCUCAGGCGCCUUGUCUAGUUCACAAUUUCAAUGGCAUCAGCCAAAUAGUGGAUCAGCCAUGUCCUUCCUUUCAACACAAGGAAAUAUGUUAAUGGCAUCGCCUUAUGCGAUGGCCUCAUAUGGGCUAAAAAUGCCAGGACAGAAUCUGCAAAGAGGUGCAGUGCAUGAGCCUUACUUUGGACUUCAAAAUCUGGCUUUUCAAAUGCAAUACCCUCAUGGAUAACAAGCUUUUUGUUUGAAAUCUCAGUGGCUCGAGCAGCAGCAGCCCGAGUUUUCAUUCAUACUCAUUAGUAUAGUUGUGUACUCUUGUCUUUGUGCUUUUUCCCUUGUUUUAUGUGAACAUAUGAUGAAGAACUUGAGUUUAUAGCCCUGGUAUAAUUAGAACUUGGAGCGGACAGGAUUGUGUUUUACUUGCAAAUUACAAGCUCUGAAAUGUGAAACAGAAAGAAGACUCUCACUUGUAGUUACAAUGUCAUUUAUGUGGCUAAGCAGAGAUUUGCUUAUCCAAAACGCAUCUCCAAUUAGGCAAGUUCGAUAUUAUUGUCUUCAAAGACUGUAGGGACUAGAAAGUGAGGAGAGUAUGAAGUUCACGAUUGGCUACACAGGUUUUGUCCUAUUAAUUGAUCCCUCUGAGAUAAGAUUGGAAUGCCGAAAGAGAAGCAAUAAAUGGGCCAUGGAAUUUCAAGUGCAUUUGGAGAAUGAAAAGAAAGGGCAUCACCAAGAUAAGCAUCUUGAAUUAUAAGUGGAAGUCGUGUGAUGUCUUAAGCCAAAAUGCCAAUCUGUUUGGUCGGCGAUGUGUCAGAGUCUCAUAAACUCGACGAUUUCUAUGAAUAAUGUAGUGAUAUUAACACUGAAAUGACACCAUUUGUGCUGUCCUGUUACUUAA